AACCGUUUUAGUUUAACUUAAAAAGAUGAUCUCUCUGUGUCUGUCUGUGCCACUACUGUAUAUAUAAAUAUAAAGAGCUCCGUUUCACAUGUCUCUCACACUUCACAUUAAAAAAAAUUUCAAAAUUUCGAAAUUCGAAUUCACAAAUCUCUCUCUUUAUAUAGACGAUGAUGAUGACGAGAGGAGGAGGAGAAGGUGAAUCGUGGUCUGAGAUGGAGGCGAUGAUAGCUAGGAAGAUGGUUGAGGAGGAGGUUGAAACAGAGAGCAGUGGUUCGUCGGAAACUGAGACUGAGUCUCCUAGAUCCGUGGGACGUUGGAUCACGGCUAAGGAGAGAGUUAUUCAUAGCCAGGUUUUGAAGAUCAGGGAAGAGGAUCUCUGCGUUCUCGUCGAAGACAAAGUGAUGAUGACGAAUCCAGAGGAGGAUCAUCGACGAUAUAUACGUCCACGUCGUUUUAAUCUGUUACUGAUCACGCGGCAGAACCUGCCUUGUUCUCCUCUUAGUGGUAAAGUGAGAUCUUCAGUUAACGCUGUUCAGUGAUUGGUUCCUAUAUAUCAAAGGUACGUAUGUGUAUCUUUUUUAUGUAUUGAGCUUAGUUUUUUUUUUUUUUUUUUUGUUU
Molecule: messenger RNA, 618 nt
Organism: Camelina sativa (false flax)
Lineage: Eukaryota; Viridiplantae; Streptophyta; Magnoliopsida; Brassicales; Brassicaceae
Source: RefSeq, a predicted model, not a curated record